Racocetra fulgida is the source of this 132-nucleotide messenger RNA. NCBI's taxonomy places the organism in Eukaryota, Fungi, Glomeromycota, Glomeromycetes, Diversisporales, Gigasporaceae. The record is from the annotation of a GenBank genome assembly.
CGAACUCUUGGACGUUACAGUUAUCAUCAUUACAUGUUCUUACAAUGACCAAGAAUUUGUUCGUGUCGGGUACUACGUAAAUAAUGAAUACAUCGAAGAAGAACUUCGGGAGAAUCCGCCAGAAAGAGUUGU